AUGCCAUGGCAUCAACUUCCACUGAAGCCAGAUUUCAAGAAGCUGCCAGUGAUGAAACCGCAACAGAAACCGAAUGCGAGAGUGCACACCCACCCGGUCCGUCGUCACAAGAACAACCCUCUGCAGCAGAGCCAAGAGAAGACAGAAGAAGUGCUCUCCGAAAACAUUCUUGAAAGUGUCGCAGACCAAACCCGAGAGGUUCUCGAGAGGGAGAACGUCACCGUGUCAGUGAGGGAGAAAUUGGCUUCUCUUCAAAAUUCUGAAGGCAUUGUCGAGGACAUCUUCUCGGGGAUCCAGACCACGUACCUCAGAAAUAAGUAUGUGAUGGAGAACCUGCCUUACACAAAUCCUUUGGUGAUGCCUCUUCAUACAGACAAUCAAGAAUUGCAACACACUAUGUGCUACAUACCAGUUUCACAACUGCUUAGCAACCUGCUGUCAUGCCCCGACAUCCUGGAAAGUGUAAUGCAGCCCAUAGAACAGUCUGAAGUGCUUCAGGACAUCACUGAUGGAGACUUCAUCAGCCAACGCCUGCAGCAGAUCGACAGUGGGACACCCACAAUCUUCCUCCUCCUGUACUCGGAUGAGCUUGAGCUGAGCAAUCCACUGGGUGCAGCAGCUGGGUCGCAUAAGAUUCUGGUUGUCUACUUCUCGAUCAUCAACAUUCACCCAAGGCACCGAUCGAAAUUGAAUGCCGUGCAUCUUCUGUUGCUUGUCAAGUACCCAGACGUUAAGAAGUAUGGCUUGGAUCGAGUUCUUGCUCCGCUCAUCCAAGACUUAAACUAUGCUCAUGAGUAUGGUGUGCAUGCACAAGGGAAGCAUUUUAAUGUGGUGACAGUUGCUUUCACCGGAGACAACCUCUCCAUGCACAAAAUGGCAGGCCUCCAAUGCAGCUUCAGCAGUGGUCGCAUAUGUCGUUUUUGCCUUGCUCGGUACGGGCAUCUGCAUAAGUUGCUCUCUGAGGCCAACUGCAUCAUGAGAACUUACGCAGGACACGAGAGCCACCUGAAAGCAUUUGCUCUCAAUCCAACACAAAACGGACCGCUGUACGGCAUAUCUGCCAUUCCAGCACUUCAAAGCCUAACAAAGUUUGACAUCACAACACAACUCCCUCCAGAUGCCAUGCAUGACAUUUUGGAGGGGGGAAUGGGGCUUGUCAUGCAGCAUGUCCUGCGUGGUCUGAUUCAAGAUGGCCUGCUUCAGAAAUCUGAUAUCAACAAGGUAGCAAGCUUCAACUAUGGCUUCCAUGACAGGAAGGCUACCCCUGUUGCACUAAAGGACAAGUUUCUGCAAGGAAAAGCCAACCUGAGAGGUACGGCAGCUCAGAAGUGGUGUUUAUUCAGGCUCCUUCCACAGAUCUUCGGAGAUUCUGUGCCCGUCAACAACCCACACUGGGAAGUUUACCUGGCCUACAGACAUUGCAUUGAUAUCAUCCUGGCAGAGAAUAUUCCACGAGACUGCAUUGCUUACCUGGAGGUGAAAAUCCAAGAAUUCCUGGAGACCUUCACGUCCCUUUACCCAUCCGUAACAGUCACCGCAAAGCUGCACUAUCUGCUGCAUUACCCGGGCUUCAUACAGAGGUUUGGCCCGCCCCGUCGCUACUGGGGAAUGCGCUUCGAGGCGAAGCAUGCCUACUUCAAGGCCGUUGCCUCAAAUGUUCGGAACUUCCGUAACAUCUGCCGAACACUGGGCACACGGCAUCAGCUGUUGCAAGCUUACGAGCUGUCUGGAAAGCUUUUUGAAAGCUCCAUUGAAACAACAGGGUCUGCUGUGGUCAAGGUGACGAGCCUCUCAGACGAAGAGCAAGUUGCUGUCUGCGCCAUCACAUCAGAAAUCACCCUUUGCUCUGUGAAGACUGCUAGCACCAACAGCUGCACAUACCGUCUGAGAGAUGUGUUCGUCUCCGAAGUGCAGAAUGACACCCCAAAGUUUUUGCAGGUGGAGAGGCUGCUGGUGAUGAGUGGUGUAUUGAUUCUUCUUUGCAGACGCCUGGAAACGGUGCGUUUCUGCAGUCACAGGUGCUCCUACAUUGUUGAGAAAUGUGUCGAUGUUGUAGCAAUGACGCCGGACAACCAUUUCGACUUUAGGCCUCUUGACCUGUACAAUGCAGGAACUUUCUAUGAGAUUGUUCCUCACUUUGCAGUUUUGCAAGUUUGA
Messenger RNA from Ixodes scapularis (black-legged tick), 2157 nucleotides. RefSeq lists its product as uncharacterized. The transcript has 2 exons. The coding region runs from base 1 to 2157 and encodes 718 amino acids. Lineage: Eukaryota; Metazoa; Arthropoda; Arachnida; Ixodida; Ixodidae. The record is from RefSeq and is a predicted model, not a curated record.